Molecule: messenger RNA, 1110 nt
Organism: Fusarium coffeatum
Lineage: Eukaryota; Fungi; Ascomycota; Sordariomycetes; Hypocreales; Nectriaceae
Exons: 1
Coding region: 1-1110 (369 amino acids)
Source: RefSeq, a predicted model, not a curated record
AUGUUGUCGACUUGCUCCAACGAAACGAGACCCGAAACGAUCGAUCUUUAUCACACGACGAAGGCUGUUGCCAAGUGGAAAGAGGAGGACACGAUACGAUACUUGACUAAACCUGAUCCGAAGACGAGUGCGAUUACCGUCAGUGCGAGGUUUAAUUUGGAGGCGGCUUUUUUCGAGCUAGGUGUGCCAGUCAAGCUCAAGGGGCUGGAGGCUCUUACAAUUGUCUAUCUACGAAUAUGCGCAUCAACUAUUAUUUCUCUCCAUCUUGUCAGGAACCCGACCGUGCCCAACGCAGUCGGGGAAGUCUUUCAGUCCACCGUGCUUUCCCUCGACUUUACUUUGAACAGUCCACCCUCCAUCAUCGCCCAAGUCGGCAUCCCUGAACCACUAUGUCCAGCGAGGAAACUCUCUGGAGCAGUCGUCGACGCGAUCCGUGAUCUUUCCAACGCUACCACCCUCUCCAUUUGCAUCGAAGCACGUGAUGCACCUCCCCAGCUGCAAAAUGUCAGCGACGCAGUCAGUCACGGCAAAUUUGAGUCGUUCCGCAGCACCCAAUAUGAUAUCGCGAGUUUGUACGGUGGUCUUGGAGGUAAAGUCAUCACUCCCUCCGAACCAGCGCCCCCGACAUACGACGAAGCCGCAUCCUCUCCACCACCUCCUCCCCCGAUCGAGCCGAGCAGAAAACGUCCCCGACAAGACUCCUCCACCGACACGAAACAAGACGACAUCACCCUUUUGUGGGCCGAAAUCCGUGCCAUGAAAGAAUCCCGCCGCCAGGUCGAAGCAGAGAACUCAACAUUGAAGCAGCAAAACACGGAACUCGUCACCAGCAUGGAAACCAUGAGACAGCAGAAUAAGGAGCUGAUAGACAGCAUGGCGAAGCUCCAAGAGCAAUACGACGCCCUGGAGAGUCGCCAUGCAGCUGUUGAGGCCAAGGCUGAGGCUUUUGAGGAUACGUACGAUGUUGCGUUGGUGGAUCUGCGUGAGGAGAUGAGAUGCCUUGAUGGGGUUGUCAAGUAUUUGCAGGACGGACAGGUGGGGGAGGAGGCGAUGGGGGUUAUAAAGAGCGCAGUUGUCGACGAGAUAAUGAAACGGUUGGCGAAUGGAUGA